AUGUUUUCGAUCGUGGCUUUGAGCGCGAUAUGGACCAGCUCAUUGUUGAAUGUAAAUGAAAGGAGAAUGGGUGAUUAUGAUGCGGUCCUCAAAUGGCCAUUUAAUUAUAAGGACACAUUAUACUUAUAUGAUCAAUCCGGUCAGAAUCAAAAUGUCAUUGACUACUUUCGUUCAGACGCAAAGUCGUAUAUGUCGAUAAUUCAGCAGGACGGUAAUCACUAUGUCCGAGACGAUACAAUGUUUAUUAAGAUCAUUGUUGAUUUGGCUAAACUCCCCAAAAUAAUUUUACCAUAUGCACUCAGUCUCAGUUCUAGUUUACCAUACCACGAUCAACAAGAUCAAAUUAAUCGCGAAAUAAAACGUGAUGAAAACGCUGAUAUUGUAAAUGCUGCCAGUCUUCUUGAUCUUGCAUGA
Messenger RNA from Didymodactylos carnosus, 414 nucleotides. The record is from the annotation of a GenBank genome assembly. NCBI's taxonomy places the organism in Eukaryota, Metazoa, Rotifera, Eurotatoria, Philodinida, Philodinidae.